This is a messenger RNA of Carlito syrichta (Philippine tarsier), 1016 nucleotides long. Its product is annotated as tumor necrosis factor receptor superfamily member EDAR-like. The annotation marks the transcript as partial. Gene Ontology annotation, cellular component: plasma membrane. The transcript has 7 exons. NCBI's taxonomy places the organism in Eukaryota, Metazoa, Chordata, Mammalia, Primates, Tarsiidae. Gene Ontology annotation, biological process: positive regulation of canonical NF-kappaB signal transduction; positive regulation of JNK cascade. The record is from RefSeq and is a predicted model, not a curated record. Gene Ontology annotation, molecular function: signaling receptor activity.
GAGUUCCCGGGACGCCCUUAAAGCAGGAAGGAAGCAGGGCCGGUGGCAGAGAGGUGUCCCGGUCCCAGGCAGCGCUGCCGGCCUCGGGGGACGCAGAGCACCUGCGUCUGAGAGCGCGGCCAGGCGGCCACCUGUGAAGCCCGCUGCCCACACGGGCCGUGCCUGCCUCUUCCAGAGACCCAUCUGUGCGGGGACUGAAAGCUGACCUGCAGCAGGGCCAGGUGAGCCCUCGGGAGAGCAUGGCCGGUGUGGGUGACUGCGCACGGACACCCUGGCUCCCUGUCCUGGUGGUGUCCCUGAUGUGCUCGGCCAGAGCAGAAUACUCAAACUGUGGCGAGAACGAAUACUACAACCAGACCACAGGGCUGUGCCAGGAGUGUCCGCCGUGUGGGCCCGGAGAGGAGCCUUACCUGUCCUGCGGCUACGGCACCAAAGACGAGGACUACGGCUGUGUCCCCUGUCCGGCGGAGAAGUUUUCCAAAGGAGGCUACCAGAUAUGCAGGCGCCACAAGGACUGCGAGGGCUUCUUCCGAGCCACCGUGCUGACACCAGGUGACAUGGAGAACGACGCCGAGUGUGGCCCCUGUCUUCCUGGCUACUACAUGCUGGAGAACCGGCCCCGGAAUAUCUACGGCAUGGUCUGCUACUCCUGCCUCCUGGCCGCGCCCAACACCAAGGAAUGUGUGGGGGCCACGUCGGGAGUUUCUGCCAAUUCCCCCAGCACCUCGGGCAGCAGCACCCUGUCACCCUUUCAGCAUGCCCACAAAGGCCUACUUGGGGCCCGGUUUCAGCGAGGUCUGGGGCACCUGCCAGUGUUGUUGGGCUUCCGGCGCAUUCAGGCGGGCAUAAGGCGCACACUGUGGGCUGUGCAAGCUCCUUUCCACCAGCCCCGGGGGAACAGCGCGGGGGAGCUUCAACACACGCAUGUCAUCCGUACCUGGCUACAGACGCCGCUACUGUCCCAGACGACACUGGGCGGCCGGCUUUCCUGCAGACACGCCUACCCCGGAGGCUGG